UAAUUAAAAAUAAUAAAUUGAGGGUUCUUUGGUUUAGGAAGAACUGGUUCGUACGGCGCAACUGAUGCUCUGAAUUUUACCCUAUGCGUCCCGAUGAGGCCGAUUGUAUCUACUAUUUGAGAACACGGGAUUUUGCAGUUACGGCGCACGGUGUCGUUUCAACCAUCCUUGUGACCGUGCCGUGGCAAUUACUUCUUCUUAAUUAUCGUUUCGCAGGGUUUUGGCUUCGUUGCUUCCUCGUGUUCGUGUUUGUGUCUCCUAUUUUGCUUUUGAUCUCGGCUCUGUGUGGUUUACUAUGAACGGUUACAAUUCAGUUAUUGGAGCUGCGGCGAGGACUUGAGGAGACUUUCCAGAACGCGUGGGACAGCCUCUGUGCCAGAUGAAAACUGCAGUGAUGAUAUUGAGAAACCUGGAGGCACUUGAGCAUAUUAUUAAAGCAGGAUGGAGGAUUUCUAAGUUCUUCUGUUUUGUACACGUUACCCAAACCUAUCUGAUCGCCCCUGCUGUGAUCUAUGGUCCUAGCAUGCUUCCUACAAUCGAUUUGAAAACAGCUGUGUUCUUAAUGGAAAAGAUCUCACCCUGGUUUGGUAAAGUUGCUUGUGGAGAUAUUGUAGUCUUGCGCAAUCCUCAAGACCCUAGGCGCUUCAUGACCAAACGUGUGGUUGGAUUGGAGGGUGAUAGCAUUACAUACAUUUCCAAUCCUGAGACCUAUGAAUUGGAGGGUGAUAGUUUUACACACAUUUCCUCUCUUGAUAACAGUGAUAAGUCUAAGACUAUUUUGGUUCCAAAGGGGGCCGUUUGGGUAGAGGGAGAUAAUAAGUAUAACAGCAAUUAUUCAAGAAAAUUUGGUCCUGUUCCUUAUGACCUUAUUGAUGGCAAGAUGUUCUGGAGGAUAACACCACUUAAAAAAUUUGGACCUUUCUGGAAUAAAUGAUCUGAAGCAAAGCAUUCUGUCAUGGAAGCUACAAUCUUUUGCAGCAUGGCUUUGUAUGUUUAAUUUUGAAAGGCAAAACCCUACCUAUCUGUAGUUUAUUCCCUAGACUGGUGCAUUUUGCUCACCAAAGAUUCAAAUUACCACAUUUUGUUUUAAGGGCAGUUUUUUUUUACUGCAGUUUAUCUUUUAUGCAUUAAGUAAAUGAAAAGUAGUAGAUGAUCAUAAAAAUCUACUCAGAUAUUAGAAAUGGAACAUAGAAUUUUCUGCUGUUUGAGCA
This is a messenger RNA of Glycine soja, 1211 nucleotides long. RefSeq names its product mitochondrial inner membrane protease subunit 1-like. Gene Ontology annotation, cellular component: mitochondrial inner membrane peptidase complex; membrane. NCBI's taxonomy places the organism in Eukaryota, Viridiplantae, Streptophyta, Magnoliopsida, Fabales, Fabaceae. The record is from RefSeq and is a predicted model, not a curated record. The transcript has 6 exons. Gene Ontology annotation, molecular function: serine-type endopeptidase activity. The coding region runs from base 380 to 934 and encodes 184 amino acids.